Molecule: messenger RNA, 2111 nt
Organism: Chilo suppressalis (striped riceborer)
Lineage: Eukaryota; Metazoa; Arthropoda; Insecta; Lepidoptera; Crambidae
Source: the annotation of a GenBank genome assembly
GUUAUCUGUUCUGCUGUUUGUCCUCUCCUCGUCCGUAGAAAAUUUUAUUCUUUUGUAAAGAAGAGCACUUCUAUUAAAAAGGGUAAUUCACAUUUACAGUUCAAUUAACUAAAAUCUAAUUAGUUAUUCAGUUGUAGUUCGCAUAAAAAACAACUUCAAAAAUGUAUGGCACAAUGGCACGUUAAGAAAACUACUCAACGUAUUUAAAUGGUGUAAAUUCAGAGGCUCUUACUGCAGAAUUCAACUGUAAAACGGUUAAAUACGUAGAAAAGAACAAUGUCAGCUAAAAGAGCAGCAACUACGGAAUUGAAUCAUGAAAACUGGGAUCAAGAUGAUCCUUCUGAGCACGAAGAAAUGGGGGCUUUCAGGGUGGCAUCCAAAGAUGUUUUAGAAAAACGUGUUAUUAGGACUGCUAAAAGACGAUCUCAGAUAAGUGAAGAUGGUAACAAAGGUCUUUUCAAGUUUGGAGGAUUCAAUAAAGCACAACCCUCAUCAUUCGACUUUCUGGCUAAUUUGACCAAUGGUAAUAAAAAUAAUGGAUCACCAUUAAGUAAAAGUGACACUGCUGUAACAUCUAGUUUAUUUGCAAGUAAACCUCUUACAAGCAGCCCUAGUGGAGGAAUAUUUAGUACCACAACCUCAGCACCAUCUGUCACAAAGGCAACAUUUGGCAUUCCAACUCACUCAUCUACAUUGUUUGGAGUAUCUUCCACUAAUACACAAAGUACAACAUCAAUAUUCACUGCUUCAAAAGCAGAUUCAACAGUCGGAGACUCGCCUUUUAAAACUCAGUGUAUAACUAGUAGUACUGAGGUAAGCAAACCAGAAAUAAGUAAGACAACAAAUGUUCCAAUAAAUGCAGCUGGGUCUCAAGUGACUUCAUCAUUAUUUGGAGUGUCUUCAACAAAUCUGAGCACAGGUAAAUCAUUGUUUUCAAUGACAAAAUCAACACCAUCAAAAACUCAACCUGUCUCUAGCUCUACUACAAUACAAUGCAACUUUGGGACAACAUCAACAACAAUUUCUAAACCCAGUGUUACUGAAAAUAACACGAAUUCUAUAAAUGAUGAUAAAAAACUAAAGUAUUAUGCAAAGUUAAAAGGGCUUAAUGAAUCUGUAUCUGACUGGAUAAAGAAGCAUGUUGAAGAAACACCUCUAUGCAUUUUAACACCUAUAUUUAAAGAUUAUGAAAAAUAUUUAAAAGAAAUGCAAGACGAAUAUCAAGGUAAACAGGGAGAAAAAGACGGCAAAAGUAUUGGUUCUAUUGAAAAAGAAAUGGAUAAGAAUGAAUCCUCUGAAUCUGUCUCACAGUUUUCAAACAGUCCAAUUAUAUCCACUUCAAAAUCAGAGACCCCUAAUUCUAAAUCACCCUCAAUGUUUGGAAACCAGAAUAAUGUACCUACUCUUGGGGAAAAGUCAGAAUUUUCAUUUGGUAUUAAUAAUAAUUCAUUGAAUAUACAAACUACUGCAGGGUUUUCAUUUGGAAUGAGUGCCUCAACACCCACAACAAUCACCAGCAGUCUGUUUUCAGGAACAUCAAGUGUCAAUUCAAAUGGUGGUACUCCAUUUUCUUUUGGAAUAGGCAAGCCGUUUAGCUUUAACUCCAACAUUCAAAAACCCACUACUGAAAAAUCUGUAAACAACAAUGAAGAAACAAAUGAAGAUGAACCUCCAAAAGUGGAGUACACACCAGUUGUAGAGGAAAACAGUGUAUUUGAUAAGAAAUGUAAAAUAUUUGUGAAGAAAGACGGCAACUUUGUUGAUAAAGGUGUUGGUACACUUUAUAUUAAAAAAAUAGAAGAAACUGGUAAACAUCAACUGCUUGUUCGUGCUAAUACAAACUUGGGAAAUGUUCUUCUCAAUUUAAUUUUAGCUUCAGCUAUACCAACACAGCGUAUGGGGAAAAAUAAUGUAAUGUUGGUUUGUAUUCCUACACCAGAUGCAAAACCUCCUCCAACACCUGUACUCAUCAGAGUUAAAACUACAGAAGAAGCAGAUGAAUUGCUAGAAAUAUUGAAUAGAUACAAGUUGUAAACAACAUUGAUUAUGUUAAUAUUAUUUUCUUUAUAAUUAUUGUGUAGUAUACAAAUCACAAGAAAACAUUUCUGAAU